Messenger RNA from Xenopus laevis (African clawed frog), 2479 nucleotides. It is a transcript of the gene myef2.L, whose product is annotated as myelin expression factor 2 L homeolog. The record is from RefSeq and is marked provisional. Gene Ontology annotation, molecular function: RNA binding; mRNA binding; nucleic acid binding. NCBI's taxonomy places the organism in Eukaryota, Metazoa, Chordata, Amphibia, Anura, Pipidae. Gene Ontology annotation, cellular component: ribonucleoprotein complex; nucleus; cytoplasm.
AUUCUGGUGACGCGGCUGAGGGGCAAGAUCAGAUUGCGGCCUUUCCGAAUCUCCUUGUGUGUCGCGCUGCUUUUGCUGUGUGAAGAGAACCAGGUGCAGAGAGAAUGGCGGAGAUCGAUCAGCAAGAUUCCCAGGACGCUCUGAACAGCAGUGAUAGCCUGUGUGAGGACGCAAGUUUUGCGGAGGAAUCAAACGGUGUCAAAAAAGGAAGGCCAUUAUACAUCAAGAAACGCAGGACACGGAGGGGCCGUGGGAGGAAAACCCAGGCUCAUACUCUAGCAAACAUGGAGGCACCGCAGAGAAGCAAUCUGCCGAGCUAUGCCUCAGGGAAAGGUUCUCUUCUCUCCAUACAUGUAGGUGACAGUGAAGACCAGGUUAAAGAAGAAAAGACUUCAUUAAAGGAGAAAGCUGCUGGAAAUAGGAAGAUAAAUAGGUUCCAUCCAUAUGGAAAAGAUAAAGGUUCGGGAGAAAAGAAGGGUCAGAGUCGCAACAGAGUUUUUAUUAGUAAUAUUCCCUAUGACAUGAAGUGGCAAGCUAUUAAAGACCUUAUGAGGGACAAAGUUGGUGAGGUUACAUACGUGGAGCUCUUUAAGGAUGCUGAAGGAAAAUCAAGGGGUAACGGAGUUGUAGAAUUUAGAGAUAUGGAGUAUGUAACAAAAGCUGUAGAAGUGAUGAACAAGCAAGAUUUAAAUGGUAGACCACUUAACAUCAAAGCAGAUCCUGAUGGAGAGCAUGCUAGAAGAGCUCUGCAGCGUGGUGGUAGUGGAGGAGGACCAUUCCCAGGGGGUCAUGGUUCAGACAUGGGUCCAGGAAUGAUGAAUAUCCCACCCUCAAUUAUGAAUAAUCCCAACAUACCACCAGAGAUAAUCGGCGCUCUAAGAGCUGGGCGACUGGGAACAACAAUAUUUGUAGCAAAUCUUGAUUUCAAAGUCGGUUGGAAGAAACUGAAGGAGGUUUUCUGCAUCUCAGGAACUGUAAAGCGAGCAGACAUAAAGGAAGAUAAAGAUGGAAAGAGCCGUGGAAUGGGAACAGUCACCUUUGAACAACCAAUUGAAGCUGUGCAAGCUAUUUCUAUGUUCAAUGGGCAGUUUUUGUUUGACAGGCCUAUGCAUGUAAAAAUGGAUGACAAAUCACUCCCGCAUGAUGAUUUUAUAGACAAAACACCUCAGUUGCCACGUGGGCUGGGUGGCAUUGGAAUGGGGCUUGGACCUGGUGGACAGCCAAUUGCUGCUAACCAAAUGAGCAUGGGAAGUGGAAUGGGAAAUAUGGGUCCUGGAGGUAUGGGUAUGGAAGGUCCUGGUUUUGGAUCAAUGAACAGAAUGGGAGGAAGUGGAUAUGGCACCAGCAUGGAAAGCAUUAAUAGCAUGUCUGGAUUUAGUGGAAUGAACAGAAUGACAGGACUAGGUGGCGUGGAUGAAUUCAGAGGGAGUUUGGGUGCUGGCAUAAGUGGAAGCAUGGGUGGAAUUGGAACUAGCAUGGGUGGAAUUGGAACUAGCAUGGGUGGAAUGGGAACUGGCAUGGGUGGCAUGUCAAGCGGAAUGGGAGAUAUGUUCCGGGGAGGAAUGGGCAGUGGCAUCGAUCGAGACUUUGGUCGCAGUGAAAUUGGUUUAAAUCGUGGGUUUGGAGAUUCUUUCGGAGGAAUGAGUGGUGCCAUGGUUGGAGGCUUUGGUGGAAUGGGUUCUUCUGCAAUGGGUCCUCUGGGCUCUGGAAUGAACAGUGGAAUGAGCUCCGUGAAUUCAAUGGCAAUGGGACUUGGUAUGGACCGAAUGAGCAGUAGCUUUGAUAGACUGGGUGGUCUGGACAGGACUAUGGAUAUGGACCGAGGAUUUGGAGGAUAUGGAUCUGCUCAGUUGGGUGGUGGUUCCAGAGAUAGAGGAAUGUCUAAAGGAUGCCAAAUAUUUGUAAGAAAUCUGCCCUUUGACUUAACCUGGCAAAAACUGAAAGAGAAAUUUAAUCAGUGUGGUCGAGUUAUGUUUGCUGAAAUCAAAAUGGAAAACGGAAAGUCCAAAGGCUGUGGAACAGUAAGGUUUGACUGUCCAGAAACCGCAGAAAAGGCAUGCAGACUAAUGAAUGGCAUGAAAAUAAAUGGCAGAGAGAUCGAUGUCCGUUUAGACCGCAACGCAUAAUUUUGUUCCCCACCGAAACAUUCCCACAUUUAUUUACUUUUGGUAAUAAAAUAGUAACCAUGAAUUCUCAUUAGCUGGAAAGGUUGUAUUUAGUCUUAAAACUUUAACAGUUUGGUGUUACCUGUUUUAGUUAUGUAUAACUUGCAUUUGUUUUGUUUUUUUAAACACCACAUCUACAGUCAUUCAGUUUAAAUGAAUGGACAUUAUGUUUUUAAUAGUCACUUUUCCACAGCUAGUUUAACAGUCUGCAUUGUGGAGGUAUUUCAGUGCUGUAUUUAUGUAUUAAGCUAUGUCCACCAUUCCAUAAGAGCAAAUAAAUUUGUAGUCUGACCGGUUGCACAGAAUUUAAAAAA